This is a messenger RNA of Cottoperca gobio, 1606 nucleotides long. RefSeq names its product chromosome 20 C8orf89 homolog (gene c20h8orf89). NCBI's taxonomy places the organism in Eukaryota, Metazoa, Chordata, Actinopteri, Perciformes, Bovichtidae. The record is from RefSeq and is a predicted model, not a curated record. The transcript is spliced from 8 exons. The coding region runs from base 301 to 1074 and encodes 257 amino acids.
CCAACACUGCAAAUGAGAAAUAAGAUGCUUCUGAAACUGAACUCUUGCAGAAGUAACAUUUUGUUUUUGGAUGAAUAUUCUGAGUAACGGUUUUCAUGAAGCUUGUUUCCAUGGUGACGCAGUUACUCGGUUACAGCUGCAGUAUAGCAUUGCUGCUCGUGAUGUGUAGCUCGUGCACACUGGCCUUUAUAAUGUCCAGGACUCGUAUGUUUGCUCUAUAACCAGGUUAGUGACUAUAUGGCAGCUCCAACAUGACGACUCUGCAAGCUGAACGCAUCGCGACCCUCCGCUAAAGCCUCCAUGUCGGAGCGGGGCUCGGGUUGCAGCCCGCGCGGCCCUGAUGCUGCGACUCAUCCCGCAUACAGGAGCUUCGGGAUGGGAGCAGGUGGAGGACAAGCAGCUGUCAGACACAACAAUCACCUCAGGAGGAAACUGCCCCUGAUACAUCCCCUGAGCAGGUCCCGGGACUGGAACACGCUGCUCAGCGGCUUCAUAGUUGGAGGUGGAUGUGCCCCUUUUCAUAGUUAUUGUGAGUCUGCAGUGAUCCAUCCGUCAUCUAACUUAUCCAAAGAGGAAACGGAGAACAAUGACCCGGACAUCAGUGGGAGACGCUUUCUGUUUGAUAAACAAUAUGCGAGGUUAGAGAGGACCAGAAGUGUGAUUCCGCCGCUGCAGAGAGACUACCAUGUGCACAGACCUGGCAACCUGCAUCCCUUCAGCCUCUCCAAGGAGCUUUCCCACAGCCAGGCGGGCCGGCCUUUCACCCCGCGCUUCCCUGAAAGAUAUGAAGUGAACACAACUCCAGCCAUCCUCUUUCCUUCCCCUUUAAUCCUCAACGGCAGAAACACCUUCUCAGUUGACAACUGCAAGCUCAGCAGGCCCAAGGUGAAUUAUCCGACCUACAACCUGCUCAGUGCUAAAGACAAUCAGAAGAGCCAGUCCUACCCCGACCCGGUGGUCGGAGCCUCUCGCUCUUUCAUCCACAGGAUAUCGGAGCUGUCCUCCCUGGAGGGCGAGACGGUGAGGCAAGAAAAGCUCAAACAAAUGAGGAAACCGAAAAAACCUCCAUCCUGACAAUCACUCUCUUCCCAGUCACGCUGGUCGAGGAUCAAAACCUUCGAGUCUGUGCCAACGUUGUCUGAACAGAAUAAAACCUUACAGGCGCCAUGUUCCCGUCAGUGGCUCGUUGUGACGGCUUGUUUGUCCUCAGCGGUUUUAGUUUUCUGCUCAACUUGGCUGGUCUUCACAUUUUGGGAUUCCUGAGCUGAUCUCCUCUGUAGUGAUUACAUGUGGUGUUUUCUACAACAACAAACGCUAGAGAUGAAUAUUAAAUAUUUGUUAUUCUGCCUCACAGCUGUCACAAGUCUCCCUCCUAACACCUGCAUGAAAAGACAUUUUUCAUGGCUGUUAUGUAAUACUGCCAUAUUUCCUGCUGUAUCAUGAAUAUGUUGCAGAUGCUGUCUGUUGGAUCUCAUUACAAAAGUGUUUCAAACGUUACAGUUAAUCGAGUAAGUGGAAUAUUUAUGUACAACUUGAAUAGUUUAGCAAAACCAUUAUCGUGCCUUGUUAAACGUCUUCCUGAAAUUAAAAACAUUUAUUUUUGUUA